AUGUUGGACAUGGGAGAUAAGAAAGAAGUGAAGAUGAUCCCCAAGUCUUCGUUCAGCAUAAACAGCCUGGUGCCCGAAGCGGUGCAGAGUGACAGCCGCCAGCGCGCUGGCCCCGAGCACGAUGACAAGCCAUGCUUGCCAGCUCUCGACACCAAGCCGGAGAACGCCGGCGGCAAAAGCGAGAGCAGCUCGGCGGAUCCAGUCGGCUCGGACGACAAGGACAAGCCCGAGGAGAAGAAGGCCGACGGCAAGGAGGCAGACGCCGGCAAGGAGGGCGAGAAGAAGAACGGCAAGUACGAGAAGCCCCCGUUCAGCUACAACGCCCUGAUCAUGAUGGCCAUCCGUCAGAGCCCCGAGAAGCGGCUCACCCUCAACGGCAUCUACGAGUUCAUCAUGAAGAACUUCCCGUAUUACCGGGAGAACAAGCAGGGCUGGCAGAACUCCAUCCGACACAACCUCAGCCUGAACAAGUGCUUCGUCAAGGUGCCGAGGCAUUACGACGACCCUGGGAAGGGCAAUUACUGGAUGCUGGACCCAUCGAGCGACGAUGUCUUUAUAGGCGGCACCACGGGCAAGCUCCGCCGGAGAUCCACCACCUCUCGGGCCAAGUUAGCUUUCAAGCGGGGAGCGCGCCUCACCUCCACCGGCCUGACAUUCAUGGACAGGGCAGGUUCCUUAUACUGGCCGGUCUCGCCAUUCCUGUCCCUCCAUCACCCCCGAGCCAGCAGUACCUUGAGUUAUAAUGGAACCACCUCACCUUAUCCCAGCCACCCGAUGUCCUACAGCUCGGUGUUAACUCAGAACUCUCUGGCAAACAACCACUCCUUUCCAACUUCAAAUGGCUUAAGUGUAGAUAGACUUGUGAACGGAGAAAUUCCUUAUGCCACCCACCACCUAACGGCUGCAGCCGCCUUGGCUGCCUCGGUGCCGUGCGGUUUGUCUGUUCCAUGCUCCGGCACGUAUUCGUUAAACCCCUGCUCGGUAAACCUUUUGGCAGGACAGACAAGUUACUUUUUCCCCCAUGUUCCUCAUCCUUCAAUGACUUCUCAAAGCAGCACUUCAAUGACGGCUAGGACAGCGUCGUCCACGUCUCCACAGGCGCCUUCAACUCUCCCCUGUGAAUCUCUAAGACCUUCUUUGCCAAGUUUCUCCACAGGACUUUCUGGAGGACUUUCUGACUACUUCACACAUCAAAACCAGGGGCCCUCUUCAAACCCUCUAAUACACUAA
Messenger RNA from Rhincodon typus (whale shark), 1230 nucleotides. RefSeq names its product forkhead box G1a (gene foxg1a). The transcript has a single exon. The coding region runs from base 1 to 1230 and encodes 409 amino acids. Gene Ontology annotation, biological process: regulation of transcription by RNA polymerase II. The record is from RefSeq and is a predicted model, not a curated record. Gene Ontology annotation, molecular function: sequence-specific double-stranded DNA binding; DNA-binding transcription factor activity. NCBI's taxonomy places the organism in Eukaryota, Metazoa, Chordata, Chondrichthyes, Orectolobiformes, Rhincodontidae. Gene Ontology annotation, cellular component: nucleus.